Molecule: messenger RNA, 1247 nt
Organism: Actinia tenebrosa (Australian red waratah sea anemone)
Lineage: Eukaryota; Metazoa; Cnidaria; Anthozoa; Actiniaria; Actiniidae
Product: melanocyte-stimulating hormone receptor-like
Biological process (GO): G protein-coupled receptor signaling pathway
Cellular component (GO): membrane
Molecular function (GO): G protein-coupled receptor activity
Source: RefSeq, a predicted model, not a curated record
GUUAUGCUGCGGCCUUAUCAAGAGUUUUUGGGUCUUUUAGCCCGAGAGGUGUAAACCUCCUCGGUGUUUUUAAGUCGACUUUAAGACGUACAUUUUAAAACCAAAAGUCCAUAUUUUGGGGAAAAACAAACACGCAAACAAACAAAAACUACCAAGAUUAAAGAUCCAUGUCGAGCAGGUCUCGAUGCCACCAUGGAAGAGAAUAUAACAGAUAUGGGUCGGUGUUAUUUUCUCACCGAAGUAAUGCAAAUACCCGAAGGACCCACCUACGUCACGGCUAUAAUCACGUGCAUUCUGAACUCCAUCUUCGCCUUGACUGCAAYGGUAUCAAAUACAGUACUACUUCUAAUAAUAUUACGUCAUCCCAAUCUGCACACGCCGUCCAAUGUUCUUCUUGGGUGCCUAGCGCUGUCUGAUCUAGUGAUUGGCUGCAUCACCCAGCCUGCUUACGUCACGUAUAAAGUUGCUGAGAUACUGGUCUUGAAGCGUGCUUCUUGCGUUGCUAGGGUGAUACAUUGGGUUGUUGGAUGGAUCUGUGCUGGAGUAUCCAUGCUAACUAUAACUGCCUUAGCGGUUGAGAGAUUCCUUGCGCUUCACCUUCAUCUUCGCUACGCUGUUGUCGUUACUGUUCGUAAAGUUGUUCUCACCGCGACUUUGUUUUGGAUUGCGGCGUUCUUGAUUAUAAUGUCUCUCUUUGUACUUAAGUCAGAUAAAUACUGGACAUUCGUGCCGGCUCCCAUUCUAGUUUCAAAUGUGAUCAUCACAUUUACAGCUUAUUGGAAGAUUUUUAGGAUCCUCCAAAAGCAUCGAAGUCAAAUCCAGGAUCAAAUCCAGGCACAGGUAUCCCGUUUUGGCGGGAAUCAACCAGGAAGUGUAACCAUCAACAUUAAGCGAUACAGGAAAUCUGCUGUUACAGCCAUGUACGUACUCGUGCUGUUGUUACUUUGUUACAUUCCAUUCUUCUGUGCAAUGGUCACUCGAGUAAUCGUUGGAUACAGUGCCGCAGUGAAAAUCGCGUACGAGUCGGGAGCGACUGUCGUGUAUUUGAACUCGACGUUAAACCCGAUCUUAUUUUGCUAUAGGGUUCCAGAUAUAAGACGUGAAGUGAAAAAGCUUUUUGAUCGAAUUGAUUGUAUGAAGAGAAAAUGCUCUCCUGUCGUUAAUGUUGAGCUAUCCAGUGCUCGGCAUAGCAAGAGUGUUAAUGUCCUUGAUAGACCUGAAAUAAAGAUGCUGUAUUGGUAAAUAAA